This is a messenger RNA of Aspergillus tanneri, 1596 nucleotides long. RefSeq names its product serine/threonine-protein kinase. NCBI's taxonomy places the organism in Eukaryota, Fungi, Ascomycota, Eurotiomycetes, Eurotiales, Aspergillaceae. Gene Ontology annotation, biological process: intracellular signal transduction; protein phosphorylation; microtubule cytoskeleton organization. Bases 1 to 1596 code for a protein of 531 amino acids. The transcript has 3 exons. Gene Ontology annotation, molecular function: protein serine/threonine kinase activity; tau-protein kinase activity; ATP binding. The record is from RefSeq and is a predicted model, not a curated record. Gene Ontology annotation, cellular component: cytoplasm.
AUGAUGAGCGUCCAAAAGAAGAUGUUGCCUAUCCUCACAAGCCCGAAGAUGCCCAAGCAUCUCCGCUUGAUAGCUUUCUUCAAAACCGCCGCCCCUCCGUCAGCUUCGAUCCUACCAAUCAAGGGGCCGCUUCCAGCGAUUCCAGGCCAAAGGGUCAAGCCUAAAAAAAAUUCAUUGUCUCCGGACGAUGAUGAGGACCAUGAUACGACAGCGAUCGAAUUUGACUACAGCCCCGGGAGGUGCCAAAACCAACGAGGAUUUUCUACCCGUGCCGGCUUUCCCACCACCCCUGAGGAGGAAUUGCGUAUGACUACUGAGCUUGAACGUCCAAUAUCCUUAACAUCUGUGUCAACUGCGUCUCCCGUUACUGAAGAAUUACGAACGCCCCCGGAAGGCUCCAAGGGGGCUUUGCCAUCACCUUUUUGCGUGACCUCACCCGUGCAGCCGUUCGCAUCACUGUACGACCGCAGUUCCUGGUCUGGCAGUGCCAUAACCCCCUUUGGAAACAAAGCCAGAGGGCCGCGAGGCUCAGCGCGCCAAACUUCCCGUCGGUCUACCGCCUCCAGUGAGCCGGCUCCACAGCCAGAUGACGAGGGUCAGAUGGUUGGAACUGACUAUGUGCUUGGAAAGCAGAUCGGUUUUGGAGGAUUCAGUACGGUAAAAGAAGCAUAUAAAGUCGACGAAAGCGGUGCAACCAGGCGACUUGCGGUGAAAAUUGUCCGAAAACAAGUAUCUGGAAAGACCGAGAAAGAGAACGAUGAAGUCCAAGCGGAAUUUGAUCAUGAAGUUCGAGUCUGGCGGUAUCUUAGUCACCCACACGUUUUAACUCUGGAUGCUGUCUACGAGACCGACUACGCCACCUUUUGUUUUACCAAGCUGGCUAUAGGUGGCACCCUUUUUGAUCUCAUUCGCCAGAACCGGCAUGGUCUGGACCACGGUCUUGCAAGGAAAUACACCUACCAAUUAGCAUGUGCCUUGCGAUAUCUACACGAGGACGCCAGGGUAGUACAUCGAGACAUUAAGCUAGAAAAUUGCCUUUUAGACCCGGUUCAAUUGCCAGAUGGUACGAGGACGUCCAAUCUCGUGCUUUGCGAUUUCGGAAUGGCAGAAUGGAUGACAACAGACAACGGAGGCGCCUCACCCGAUCCUUACGACGACGCGGCAGACCGUCCACCGCCUAAAACAAUUGGUCCUGCUGGGUCCAGUACCAGUAUUGCUGGUAGCCUGGAAUAUGCCUCUCCAGAGUUACUUCUCUCAACCAACGGGGUGAUUGAUCCUUCAGUGGACAUUUGGGCAUUCGGCGUGAUUGUGUUCGCUGUCAUCGUCGGGUCACGACCGUUCCAGGACCCCUUUGCGCCCCGAAUUCAAUCACGCAUCAUCAGUGGAACUUGGGAUAGAGAGUCGGUGUUGGACGAAAAAGAGGCAGACCCCCAACGCCGCAAGGAUAGAGAAGCUGCCUUAGAACUUAUUGCUGGUUGCUUGAACAUGGACGUUGAAAAACGCUGGACUAUCAGCGACGUCCUAUCGUCCGCUUGGCUUCGAGACUUUGCUGAGCCUUUGAACGAUGCUGCAUCGGAUACUGCCUGGAAGCUAUGA